This is a messenger RNA of Prunus armeniaca (apricot), 2589 nucleotides long. The record is from the annotation of a GenBank genome assembly. NCBI's taxonomy places the organism in Eukaryota, Viridiplantae, Streptophyta, Magnoliopsida, Rosales, Rosaceae.
AUGAAGAAGCGGCUGGCUGCAAUAAAACGCAUCUUGGAGGCUGAGUUUAUGAAAAAGGAAGAAAACAUUUAUAAUUUGAGGGAAUCAUCAAGUCGUCCUGAUCCUGAAGAGAAUUUAGAGAGCGAACUACCUGUAUUAAUACGUCGCGGUCGAAAAUUUGAGGCUGAAGUUGUGGGAUUUGAUGAGGAAUUACGGAAGAUUGGGAACUUUCUUUUAAAAUCAUCGCCGUCGUCAGGUGCUGGAUUUGCGGCAGUUGGGAUAGUGGGUAUGGCAGGCGCGGGUAAGACCACUCUGGUGCGCGAGUUUUUGAGUUGGUGGAUAGUGCAAGGUGAAUUUUCUCCUAUAAUUUGGUUAUGCUUGUCGAAUAUAAUCAAAGAAAAUAAACAAGUAGAAGAAGAAAUUGAGGUCAGCAUUGUGAAAUGUAUGCUUAGUAAGUUGGACCAUGAAGCCGUUGCCGAUGGAGAUGGCAUCAUCCAGGAGGAGGAGGAGAAGACAAUAAGUAGUAAUAAUUCUGGUCAUCUCCUUGCUGUUGUCGAUGGAGAUGGCAUCAUCCAGGAGGAGGAGAAGACAGUAAGUAGUAAUAAUAAGUCUGGUCAUCUCCUUGCUGCUCUCUUGGAAAGGCUCAACCAACGUUUAUCAGAUAAAAGGUAUUUGAUUGUGUUGGAUGAUGUGUGGCACAUGAACGAUUUCUACUCGGAUUUAGGACAUAGGGAACAACUACUUGAGGUUCAGGAAGGUGAUAAGAAAGUUGGGGAUCGCUUGUCGCACGGAUUGCCUAAGGGUACUGGUGGUGCGGUCAUCGUCACUAGUAGGAUACCGGAAGUGGUUGAAGCUAUGGUGGUACCGGCGGAGGGGUCAGAUCAACGUUAUAACAGCUUGGUUAUUCCUCUUCAGCGUUUGGACCGACAAAGCUGCUGGGAUAUAUUUAAGUACACUGUUUUUGGUUACCUUCCUGAUUUUGAAUAUCAACAACAUUUGGAAAAGUUUGAGAGUGAAAUUAAGGAUUUAUGUUAUGGUCUACCAUUGGCCGCUAGGACACUCGCAGAAAUCAUGUCCCAAAACUCCCAAAAUUUAGGGAGGACUUCUCCGCCCCACCGCAAAUCUGAGGAGUUGCUUCAAUUACCUGAUUCCUUCUUCGGUAUCCCAAUGUUGGUGUUUAUUGAUAGGCAUUUGGAUGAUGGAGAAGAACUCAUUGGGAAAUUUUGCGACCUCCUUACUAAAGAGCAGGUUUUUGGUGUACGACUAAGAUUAGCAAAGGCAUAUGAUAAUCCUGAGAUAGUGCUAAAGGAUGUUUAUGGUACUCUAGAACAGCUUAAGCAAAAAGGUUAUUAUGGUUUUGCUUCUGAAAUUCAAAGGAAGAUGAGAAUUAUAGUUGUUGGCAGGGAUGAGGUUUUCAAUUGGAUUUUGGGAGUUAUCUGUGAUCUUAAAUUGCCAGAGUCACCCUCCAUUGCUCCGGUACCACCACCGACUUUAGAAAUAUGUGGAAUCGCUGCUUCGUUUGGAUGGAAGGGCAUUUCAAAUAUAUCACCAUUGCGAUCGUUCCUUGUUGACGUAGCACUGGCAAAACGAAUGAAAACUGAUAGGUAUUCGAUCAACAUGUCCUGGCAUUGUCUCAUUAGGAUGAAAGACACUGAAUAUUUUCCGACCCGAUUACGACAUUAUUGGCAUGAGGUGGAAAAAGCGACCCAAGGGUGUCCACCGCCGACAGCAGUGACUAAUCCCUUUCGCUGCGGGAGCUCUCCCAAAGGAGGUAAACAGCUGGCCACGAAAUGUGUUCCAUUCCCAUGGGCGGGGAUCGAACUCCUAACCUCAUGGUUAAGGGAUGAGACGAUUUUGGCACUACUUAAUCUUGAAAGGGAAGACCUAACCUCAAUUGCAAUAGUAAAGGUGUUGAAUCAUCUUGGUCAGUGGGAAAUGCUUCACAUUCCUAGAAGAAUCAAUUCAAUUUGUUGUCUUAACUUGCCUAUCUUUGGUCGAAGUAAUGAUCGUUGGGUGGCAAAAAAUACAAUGGAAGAUGGAAAAACACCCAGGAUCCUAUCUUUCAUAGACGAUGGAUGCCUCGAAGUUAUCGGUUCCGAAGAGCAAUUUUCUGACAAAAGCAGACACCGGCCUCUCCUUGAUCAGGUACGAGGAAUUCGCUUCGAGUUUAUAGAAGGUGCAAGUGGGUUUGUGGAGUUAGGAAUUGAUGGAGGAAUGUUGUCUCUUAUCCCACUUGGUGGUUUGGUUGAGAUUGAAAUCUCAUACCACUGUCAAGUCAACUUUCUUGCCCUUCCAAACUGCCCGGCAAAAAGUAUCGGUGACUCGUCUGCAGCAAGCACGUUCAAAGUCCCCCAUGAUGGUAACACUUCUAAAGGAGAUAAUGAGUCUGAAGAAACAAGUACUUCUGAAGAUUACUCUGAAGCAGAUGAUGAGUCUCAAGAAGCAAGCACUUCCAGAAUCCCAUAUGAUGAUGGUAACACUUCUAAAGGAGAUAAUGAGUCUGAAGAAACAAGUACUUCUGAAGAUUACUCUGAAGCAGAUGAUGAGUCUCAAGAAGCAAGCACUUCCAGAAUCCCAUAUGAUGAUGGUAACACUUCUGAAGAUGACUGA